Vombatus ursinus (common wombat) is the source of this 948-nucleotide messenger RNA. It is a transcript of the gene POLD4, whose product is annotated as DNA polymerase delta 4, accessory subunit. The coding region runs from base 128 to 475 and encodes 115 amino acids. Lineage: Eukaryota; Metazoa; Chordata; Mammalia; Diprotodontia; Vombatidae. The transcript has 4 exons. Gene Ontology annotation, biological process: DNA-templated DNA replication; DNA synthesis involved in DNA repair. Gene Ontology annotation, cellular component: delta DNA polymerase complex. The record is from RefSeq and is a predicted model, not a curated record. Gene Ontology annotation, molecular function: DNA-directed DNA polymerase activity.
GCCUGGAAGCAGCUGGACUUCCUCCCUCUAGCCGCCUGUCUGGGUCAUCGCGUCUGUCCAUCGCUGGCCCCGUCCUCCGCCUAGCAGCUGUCUCUCCCCUCGCCUUUCGCCCCCCUGGGUGGCUGCCAUGGGCCGGAAGAGGAGGCUUAUCACCGACUCCUUCCCCAAAGUGAAGAGGAGGAAGGGCGGGCCGGGACCUGGCAAAGAGGAUGGGGCGCCCGAGCCAGGGCUGCGAGGGGAGGAGCCAUGUGAGGAGAUACUUGCAGCCCACUUGGACGAAACCCAUUUAGAGAUACUGAGGCAGUUUGACCUGAAUAGGCACUUCGGACCCUGCACAGGGAUCACUCGACUCCAGCGAUGGGAAAGAGCAGAGCAGCUGGGCCUAGAACCUCCCCAAGAGGUGCUCAAAGUGCUGUGGGCCCACCCUGAAGAUCCCCAAUACCAAUGCAGCCUCUGGCACCUGUACCCCAUCUAAGGAAUCAGUCUAGAAGUCAUGCCCAGUGCAUUCCUGCCGCUUUCCCAGGGGCCUUCUGAGUGGACAGGGGACCCUGCUGCUGUUUCUUCAAACAACCCUGUACUGGAGGGGGUGGAGGCUGGGAUGGCAAGGAUGUCCCAGAGCCUCAGGACUCCAGGUUGGGGGGGCUCCUCUGACUUGCCAGCAGCCAUAGUGACCUCUACCAGCAAGCAAACUCAACCAACCAGCUGAGGUUGGCUCAUCAGGAGUCCUUAUAAAGCCAGCAGGCAAUCUUCCUGUCGCCCAAGUAAAACUAGUCCCUGGACCUCUUGACAUCUGGCACAUCUAUCCCUGAAAGGAUGGUGUAGACCACAGAAGUUCUACAGGGCAAAGGGGGCUCCCCACUUGGUGCCUAAGAAGCGGAUCCUGGGCUGAGCCUGCCGGGUGGGUGGGGCUUCAAUGAGAUAUACUAAUAAAAUAUAACAGCUUUGGCA